This is a messenger RNA of Leptonychotes weddellii (Weddell seal), 3187 nucleotides long. It is a transcript of the gene CCN4, whose product is annotated as cellular communication network factor 4. Lineage: Eukaryota; Metazoa; Chordata; Mammalia; Carnivora; Phocidae. Gene Ontology annotation, cellular component: extracellular matrix; extracellular region. Gene Ontology annotation, biological process: positive regulation of cell differentiation; signal transduction; cell adhesion. Gene Ontology annotation, molecular function: integrin binding; heparin binding. The record is from RefSeq and is a predicted model, not a curated record.
AGGCCAGUCUCUCGGCCCAGCUCCCCCGAGAGGCGGCCGGAUCCUCUGGGCGGCUCGGUCGAUGCCUUUGCCCCUGACUUCCAGGCAUGAGGUGGCUCCUGCCCUGGACACUGGCAGCGGUGAUAGCAGUAGCCGCGGGAAGCGCCCUGGCCGCGGCCUUCUCUCCAGCCCCCACGGCCAUGACCUUCACCCCAGUGCCACUGGAGGAUACAUCUUCACGCCCCCAAUUCUGCAAGUGGCCAUGUGAGUGCCCGCCGUCCCCACCCCGCUGCCCACUGGGGGUCAGCCUCAUCACAGACGGCUGUGAAUGCUGUAAAAUGUGUGCUCAGCAGCUCGGGGACAACUGCACAGAGGCAGCCAUCUGUGACCCCCACCGGGGCCUCUACUGCGAUUACAGUGGGGACCGCCCGAGGUACGCAAUAGGAGUGUGUGCACAGGUAGUCGGCGUGGGCUGCGUCCUGGACGGGGUGCGCUACACCAACGGCCAGUCCUUCCAGCCCAACUGCAAGUACAACUGCACGUGCGUGGACGGCGCGGUGGGCUGCACACCCCUGUGCCUGCGCGCGCGCCCCCCGCGCCUCUGGUGCCAUCGCCCCCGGCGGGUCAGCGUCCCCGGCCGCUGCUGCCAGCAGUGGGUGUGCGACCCCGACGCCAGGAGGCCACGCAAGACAGCGCAGCGCCACACCGGCGCCCUAGCGGCCACAGGUGAGACGGAGCCGUGGCACGGGAACUGCCUGGCCUACACGAGCCCCUGGAGUCCCUGCUCCACCACCUGCGGCCUGGGGGUCUCUACUCGCAUCUCCAACGCCAACAGCCACUGCUGGCCCGAGCAAGAGAGCCGCCUCUGCAACCUGCGGCCCUGUGACGUGGACAUGCGUCCACACAUCAAGGAAGGGAAGAAGUGUUUGGCCGUGUACCAGCCAGAGGCGCCCAUGAACUUCACCCUCGCCGGCUGCAUCAGCACACGCUCCUACCGGCCGAAGUACUGUGGGGUCUGCACGGACAGCAGAUGCUGCAUCCCCUAUAAGUCCAAGACCAUCGAUGUCUCCUUCCAGUGUCCCGAUGGGCCUGGCUUCUCCCGCCAGGUCCUAUGGAUUAAUGCUUGCUUCUGCAACCUGAGUUGUAGGAAUCCCAACGAUAUCUUUGCUGACUUAGAAUCCUACCCUGACUUCUCAGAAAUUGCCAAUUAGGCAGGCACAAAACACGGGGCUUGGGGCCUGGCCCAAUGUUUGUAAAGCCAACCCUCUGAGGACCACAGCUGAGCCUUCUUUGUCCACUUCCCACGGACUUCUAACUGUCCUGAUCCAGAUCCUUGGCCCCCUGUCCUAUCUCCAGCCACCCAAAUGACCCAUUAUGGUGCUGCUCGGUCCCAGAGUAUGAGUCCCCUCCUUGGCAGCAUGCUGCAUACACUCCAGAGAAAGUGCCCAUCUCCAAUGAUUCUGGACAAAACCCAAGCCUGUCCAAGUCACCGGAAGUCUUGCUGGAUCUUGCCGGAGUCCCGAGGAGCAGAAUCAGCUAGGCAUUUAAUAUCACCCAUUCCCGUUCUCGAUGCUAAGCCACAAGACUCUUUGGGUCCAUUCAGAAGGACAGAUGGGAUUUAGGACACUGGAACAGUCUAUCAUCUGGGCCCUGCCAAGGGGCAUUCUAAUAGAUAGUUCUGACCAUAGCAUACGCCAGUAGCUCUGAUUCUGGAGAUUUGCGCACCCUAAGGUCACCAAAAAUUUGCCAAGUGAGGUGAAUGGUUGUUUGGUUUUGAUUUUUAAAGGAAAAUUGUGUUCAUUAACCCAGGCUUUGUGGAGGUUAAGUUUCUCUUCAGCCCUGUCGUGUAAAGGGUACAAACUGGGCUCAUUCUGGUCAGAAAUGCAAUUUGAUAACUUUCAUUCUUAUUCAUGGGAAAAGUCUCCAGUCAAUACUGCAGGGUCAGGGCAGGGUCAGCCAAUUUUCAGAAGAGGUGAUGGACUAGCAUGAAUCUGCUGCUGACGCACAGGACGCUGGGCACUUGGCCAACUCUGCCGCACAUCUAGACCCUCUCCCUGCUUGAGGGCUCAUGGGAGUUGGUGGAGCCCCUAGGAUGGCCUCCAGGGCCCCUGGGAGUGGCAUCCCGGGACAUUCCUCUGCUCUUGCAGAGCCCUGGGAGGCCCAGCAGAUGUCUGGGCCAGCCCCACUUGAAAUAACUGACACGGUGGCAGGCUGUAUGUGGGUCAAACCAAGAAGUGGAUCCACUCGGCAUCAGCCUAGGGCAGCAGGGUCAGGUCACAUACUGGGCACAGGACACCUCUCUUUCUGCCACAGGGACCCUUUCCAGAGACUUCGGGUCUGUUGACCCAAACAACCCAGUUCUGGUGUGAAGACAGAGGCUUACCAGUUGUUUAGAAACAGAAAUAUAUUUAACCAGGAUUAAAAGCCAAAAAGGGGUUGGAGCUUAAAAGGAACAGAAAGUUGUUAUGAGUGGAAAUGAGGCUAUUAUUUAUCUUAUUAGUAGAAUAUAAAUAUUUACUGUUAUAAUUCUUUUAUUUAGUACCUUUUGUGUAACAGACCUAGUUCUCAGUGCUAUAUGUGUGUUAGCUCGUGGAGAAGCUUCGCAAUCAUGCUGAAAAGUGCCCAUUAUUAUUUCUAUUCUUACAAAUGUGAAAUGGAAGCUCAGAGAGGUAUGGAGCCUUGACCAAAGUUGCCCGGCUGGUGAGUCGAGGAGCGGGGAUUCUAACCCAAGUCCGGCUGACUUUCUAACCCAUGUUGUUGCCCCUAUACUUAGAGCUUCCAGACGUGUCGAGAAGGAAAAUAUAUCCGCAUCACCGACUUCACGCUCUCGUUUUUCAGUCUUUUUACUGUCUCUCUGGCUCCUUUCCCAAGACAAGAGUAUCUGACUUUCUGAUAAUUUAGGUGCCUGAGCAUCCAAAAAUAUAUGGGCUAGACAAAAACCCACGAAUCCCCUACCGAUAGCCCCCUCAAAUCAGAACUAGAUCUCAUUGUGCAUUUAAAAGACGAUUUUGUUUACCCAAUGCUGCAGAUGAGGGAUGUGUGGGCUAUUUCCCAGGGAAUUCUUUAUGGUGUACAGAGGGAUUCUGUAGUAGGACAAAAGGAAGGUGCCCUCCUGACCGUGACCUCCCACUUGCUUGGCCCAGUACAAGGCAUACAGCGGAGCUCAACACGUAUUUGAUGAAUAAAAGAACCUGUGUAUGUUUUCCUA